Messenger RNA from Prunus avium (sweet cherry), 1618 nucleotides. RefSeq names its product Sec14p-like phosphatidylinositol transfer family protein. The record is from RefSeq and is a predicted model, not a curated record. Lineage: Eukaryota; Viridiplantae; Streptophyta; Magnoliopsida; Rosales; Rosaceae. Gene Ontology annotation, molecular function: phosphatidylinositol transfer activity.
CCCACUUUGAUAAAGUCAGUCGCAGUCUUUGAAGGACUUGGAGCCAACUUUGGUGGCCUCUCACACACAGGACACAGCAAACAUCAAUUCUCAGUCAUCAAGUCCUACCCUUUUUUAACACUAUAAAUGCAGAGACAACUAGAGAUGGCCAACUCCUGCAAUUUCCCUUCUCUCCUUCACAUUGUUCUUGUCCUGGUAAAUAAAACCCACUAAAUGACACCCUCAUAAAGGUCAAGAAUCAACAUCAAACCAAUCACACAGACUCUCUCUCUCUCUCCCUUCUGUCUCUGUCUCUGUAACAUUUUUAAUUGCCGUAAAAGGCUAAGCAAAAAGCUACCUACGCUUGACCAAGAGCUGAUUCAUUUCAUUUCAUUCUCUCCUCUGCUGAACCCAGAUUGAAGUGAAGUCAAUUGGUGACCAACAUGUAUCUUCUGAGAAGACAAGCUCAAAAACCAUCCCCAGAGGAUGAUUCUGCACAAAAAGAUGCAAAGGUCAAAGAACUCAGGGCUGCACUUGGCCCCCUGUCUGGACGUAAUCUGAAGUACUGCACUGAUGCAUGCCUUCGGAGAUAUUUGGAAGCUCGGAGCUGGAAUCUUGAUAAGGCGAAGAAAAUGGUGGAAGAGACACUCAGGUGGAGGGCAACUUAUAAGCCUGAAGAAACUCGUUGGCAUGAAAUAGCACAUGAAGGUGAGACUGGGAAAGUGUCAAGAGCAAAUUUCCAUGAUCGACUUGGGAGGACUGUGCUUAUAAUGAGGCCAGCAAUGCAGAACACAAACUCACCUGAAGGUAAUAUCCGCCAUUUAGUCUAUCUUAUAGAAAAUGGUAUCCUCAACCUUCCUGAAGGUCAAGAACAAAUGUCGUGGUUGGUUGACUUCUCUGGAUUCUCGUUGAACACCAAUGUCUCGGUCAAGACAGCCCGUGAUAUUAUUUACAUUCUACAGAACCAUUACCCCGAGAGGCUUGCGGUUGCAUUUCUUUAUAACCCACCAAGGAUUUUUCAGGCGUUCUGGAAGGCUGUCAAGUACUUCCUGGAUCCCAAGACAUUUCAGAAGGUGAAGUUUGUAUACCCCAAAGGUAAAGAAAGUGUAGAGCUCAUGAAGACAUUCUUUGAUGUUGAAAAUCUUCCGAGUGAGUUCGGGGGUCAAGCCACCCUAAAGUACGACCAUGAGGAGUUUUCACGAAUGAUGGCUGAGGAUGAUGUGAAAACUGCCAAGUUCUGGGGAUUUGAUGAGAAGCCUUGCCACAUAAAAAAUGGGCUUUCAGGAGCGGAGGUGGUGCCGGGGCCCCUCCCCAUUGCACCUAUAGCUAGCUGAGCACCCUGCCUAAUGCCCAGAUCAGGAAGAAUCACAAAAAUUAUACGAUGAGCAGGAGCUGAACUUAUAUAUAGAAGUUUAGUUUCAAUUUCCAAAAUGUGGACUGGAAUGUUCAUGUUUCAGUUCCUUGAUGCAGGUUAAUAAACAUGUGGUCCACCGUGCUUAACUGCUAACCAUGAGGGAAACAGACAAACCUCUGUGUUGUUUUCCUAAUGUUCUCACCUUAAAACAUACACUGUAAUAUGUUUCUUCUAUUUUUUCAAUGUAUCUUUUGUUCCCUCUUGAUUUAAGAACUUUGUUGCCAA